Anopheles nili is the source of this 632-nucleotide messenger RNA. Its product is annotated as UPF0488 protein CG14286. Lineage: Eukaryota; Metazoa; Arthropoda; Insecta; Diptera; Culicidae. The coding region runs from base 1 to 624 and encodes 207 amino acids. The record is from RefSeq and is a predicted model, not a curated record. The transcript has 2 exons.
AUGGCGCCACCCAAAGUGAAACUACACAAAACCACUGGGAAACUUAAGUCUAUUCCUCGUCCUAAUACCGUUAGUUCUCCUGUGGUCAGAGUUCCUGCUCCUGUGGCCACAGCAAACGACGCCACACCAUCCGAAGCGGACCGGCAGUUCGAACUAGAGCUUUACUGGUGCAUUCAGCAGUUGGAAUCGUCUCUUAGCCUUCCACAAGUUCGGGAGAAUAACAAGAAAACUGAAGAUACCACCAAGCUCAUCAACACACUGAAGAGUGGAACUCAGCCGAUCAUCCGGAAACGACAAAUCAUGCGUACCACUUUCGGGGACUAUCGGAGUAAAAUGGCCGCGGAAGAACAAACACUUGCUGUGGAUCCGAACAGUAUACGCUUCGAGGAACCGAAAGAGAAGGCCAGAUUUCAUUUUGUUAAAAAAUCCGCCAUCCUCAAUGGAGACAAAAAUUUUCGAUUCAACUUUGCAACGAAUGGUAACGAUUCUGCACCACCCGUUACGAUAGCUAAUGGAUCGGACAAUCCCGUUGAGCAUCGGAUUGCGGAUACCUCUAGCAAUCUCGGCACCAUUGUUCCUUCCGAUAAUUCAUUUCGGUUUAAUUUCGCUGUUACCACCGAAUAGGUAAUGGA